Molecule: messenger RNA, 1632 nt
Organism: Pistacia vera
Lineage: Eukaryota; Viridiplantae; Streptophyta; Magnoliopsida; Sapindales; Anacardiaceae
Product: cyclin-dependent kinase F-4-like
Exons: 12
Biological process (GO): protein phosphorylation; intracellular signal transduction
Cellular component (GO): cytoplasm; nucleus
Molecular function (GO): ATP binding; protein serine/threonine kinase activity
Source: RefSeq, a predicted model, not a curated record
AUGGAGCAAGCGCGCUUCUGGUUAAAUUGCUACCAGUUUCGAGUUUUUUCAUUCCAGGAAGUACUGGACUGGCGGUUUCUCGUCCUUGGAGGUUUUCUUUUGGUGUCCUUUGUCAAUUGUACCUAGUGGUCCGAUUCUCUUUAAUGAUCAGUAUAGGAGACGUAAUGCAAAUCUUUGCUGAGAUAGGUGUUGGAUAUUUAGUGCACUUUUACAAUGCAUCACUGAUAGAACAUCCAGCCUAUAAUUUUCAGAAAACGUCUUCUGGGGGUUGAGGUCUGCAAGUACGUGAUAAGGUUGCUUUUCUAGCGUUAGACAAGAAUUUCUGAUUGAGACUGCAGACUCUAGUUCUUAGAUAUUAUUCUGUUAUUACUCCUAAUGGGUACCCAUUAGUAGGACAAUAGAUAUCAGUUCGCAGAAGAUUCUUCAACUUCCAGUUUAGUAUAGUCGAACUACAUGUUCGUUAGUUUUUGAACCCUUGUGUGUCCGUGUUUUGCACCUUGGAUAUAUCUAUUGGCUGGUACAACCGUUCUACUUUUGUUCGUUGUUGGUGUCAAUAUGUUUAGUGGAAUUCUUCUUUUUCUUCAAUCUGUUGCUUGGUACCGUUGUGAAGCUGUGAAUUUAGAAGAAAAUAAGGCUGCAAUGCUUCUCCAUCAGAAAAGUUCUGGUUUUGUUCUUUUUCAUUUUGCUACAGAAAAUUAAUGGUGGAUUCAGCGGGACCAGAAAGGCUUUUUUUCAUAACUUUAUAGUUUUUACUAGAAAUCAAUUUGUGGCAAUAAAUGUCAUAUAUCUGUGUGGGUUCUUAUACUUCUCUUGAAUAAAGAAAGAGCUGCUUUGUGUUCUACAAGAAGAAUGGAGAGGUACAAGUUAAUCAAGGAAGUAGGUGAUGGAACAUUUGGGAGUGUCUGGCGAGCUAUUAAUAAGCAGUCUGGUGAAGUUGUUGCUAUUAAAAAAAUGAAGAAGAAAUAUUAUUCAUGGGAUGAGUGCAUAAAUCUUAGAGAAGUUAAGUCAUUGCGAAAAAUGAAUCAUCCAAAUAUUGUGAAGCUUAAGGAAGUUAUCAGAGAAAAUGACAUCUUGUACUUCGUGUUUGAAUACAUGGAAUGCAACCUUUACCAACUUAUGAAAGAUAGAGAAAAGCUUUUCUCUGAAACUGAAAUCAGAAAUUGGUGUUUCCAAGUUUUUCAAGGCCUGGCUUAUAUGCACCAGCGGGGAUAUUUUCAUCGUGACCUUAAACCCGAGAACUUGCUUGUUUCAAAAGACAUAAUCAAAAUUGCUGAUUUCGGUCUUGCACGGGAGAUCAAUUCACGUCCACCAUAUACGGAAUAUGUCUCAACACGGUGGUAUCGAGCCCCUGAAGUGCUGCUUCAGUCGUACCUGUAUAGUUCUAAAGUUGACAUGUGGGCUAUGGGUGCUAUCAUGGCUGAGUUGAUCAUGCUCCGUCCUCUCUUUCCGGGUACUAGUGAAGCCGAUGAAAUCUACAAAAUAUGCAGUGUAAUAGGAACUCCAACUAAGGAUUCUUGGGCUGAUGGACUGCUACUUGCAAGGGGAAUAAACUAUCAAUUCCCACAGUUAGCUGGUGUCCAUCUCUCUACAUUAAUACCAUCAGCGAAUGAAGAUGCCCUUAGUCUGAUUAAG